AUGGAGUUCCCAACCACACCUCCGUACCUUAAAGGCACUGCAGAAGUAUACGCCAUGGCAAACUUCCAAGCAGACACGCCGAUAUCUCCAGCUCCGUCUUCACCGGAGAAGCAAAGUUCUGCAGCCCGGGUUCCCACCUUCUCCAUUCCCGCCGAUCUAACACAGGCAGCCGUAGAAGCGAGCCCGCAGCUCAAGCGUCUCCAGCAGGAUCUCCUCGUCCUCACUAGCUUCGUCGACAACAGCAGCCUCACCUGGCGUCCAUCUUGGUUUUCCGAUGAUUCAAGCUACCAAUCCGUCUUCUGGACGUUGCAUAAUCCGCCUCAUGUCGUUACUGAGGAAAUGCCGAAGGAGGCCGUCUAUGGAAAGCAGGCAUUAUGGAGAGCGGGCGUGAUGACACGCCGGAUGCGCAAAGAAGGUGAUAGGGAGCCGCUGUGGAUGAAGACCCAGGCUCAGUGGGAGAGGUACUGCGACAUGUACGGUAUCCCGUAUGAUUUCCUUUGCGAGGACCAGAUCCGGCUGUUGAGGUUGGGACUUCCUCGGAGCAACGAUGGUCAACUUUGCGGUAAGUAA
This is a messenger RNA of Didymosphaeria variabile, 570 nucleotides long. RefSeq lists its product as uncharacterized. The record is from RefSeq and is a predicted model, not a curated record. The transcript has a single exon. NCBI's taxonomy places the organism in Eukaryota, Fungi, Ascomycota, Dothideomycetes, Pleosporales, Didymosphaeriaceae. The coding region runs from base 1 to 570 and encodes 189 amino acids.